Rhinocladiella mackenziei CBS 650.93 is the source of this 5061-nucleotide messenger RNA. RefSeq lists its product as uncharacterized. Gene Ontology annotation, biological process: nuclear pore organization. NCBI's taxonomy places the organism in Eukaryota, Fungi, Ascomycota, Eurotiomycetes, Chaetothyriales, Herpotrichiellaceae. Gene Ontology annotation, molecular function: structural constituent of nuclear pore. Gene Ontology annotation, cellular component: nuclear pore; nuclear pore inner ring. The transcript has 4 exons. The coding region runs from base 1 to 5061 and encodes 1686 amino acids. The record is from RefSeq and is a predicted model, not a curated record.
AUGGAGAGUCUCGAGCGACUCCAGGGGCUCCAUGCAGACCUGGUAGCUUUCACCGAAACGCGCCUGGCAAAUAUUGAUCGCCUGUGGCAGGAAUUGGAGGACAGCAUCGAGGAUUUCAGGAAGUUGCUCGACAAUCCCAUUCCAGCCGCUGGUGACCGGGAGGCGUAUAGCAAUGACAAAAUCACUGUUGGGGACCAGGAGUAUGCCAUCAACGAUGAAUUCAAACACAUUAGCCGCGCAAUCGCCACGACCCUUGCCCUGGACGAAAUCGAAGCCGGACGAUUGCUGAUACAAAAUCAAGGAGAUUCGACGUCCUCAACUGAUUCCUUUGUGAUGGACACUGUGAGCAAUUUCCACAACCACAGAGAUCUCCUCCUCCAGACUUUGCGGAUCACUUUCCAACAAUCCCUCGCGGCGGCACCCGAGAAUGGAAUUAAACAGCUUUUUGAGACCAUUGUCGCAAAGGUGUUGGAAAUCGACAUGGGCGUCGCUAGCAAUGGAUCCUUGUUUGCCCAAAAAUGUUUGAGUAGCCUGGAGGAUAUUGAAAAAUUACAGGCGAAGGUCGGAGAUGAUCUCCAAAGCAAAGCGGUUCUGGGUGGGCCACGAGGCCCAGAAUUCUAUGCCACUCUUGAGUUUCAACGGGACAGUUUGUUCAAACAGCACGAGGCAUUGGCUUGCAUUCUCGCCUACCUCUUCCAGGGCGAUUACACGAAUCAGGAGGACCUUCGAAAGCUUAACAACAUCAUCAAGCGCUGGAAUCGUCUCGACUUCAGUCUCAUCCACUAUCUUCCCGCAUUCUCAGCAGCGUUCCACCAGUACGGCUCGCCGGGAAGUCACCUCUCCCAGGACAGCGUUCGUUCUCUCGACUCGGUCUUUGGUCCUUUGCCCCAAGAUCCCUCUUCCGCAUCCAUUCGACCUUUUCAAGCUGUAUUAAGCUUAUGGUGGACUGUGGAAUACAGUGGGCAAUUCCGUGAUCUAACCGGCCCAGAUGCCGGGGUCGAAACGAGAGCCAAUGCCGUGAAGGCGGCGCUGAAGGAAGAUGCUCUAGAACUCAUGCUUACCAUAUGCACAAGCACAAAUUCGGAUGUGUGGCGACAUCCCGCGAGACAAGAACUGGUCGCCUUGCUUCUCAGUGACACUCCUGAUGUUGCACUCGAAGGCGGCGAUCAGACCUCAUCCUAUUUCCGACUGCAAUUCAUGGAGUCUCUCGAGACGUUCAUUGAAGCCUUUAUAUCGAACAUGCCCGAUUCCAUUCGAAGACUCAAGACUGAAGAAGACGACCAGAGAUUGAAUCAACUCGUUGCGAUGCAAGAAGGUUUGUCGCUCGAUCAUCGAGGGGUUACCACGUCUAAACUUCACCUUGAAUGUUUCCUUGUCCUUAUCUCGUUCGCCUUUGAGCAGAGACCAGAAGCAGCGGAGCAAUGGUGGGAAGAUCCUGACAGCAACCUGUAUGGAUUUCUCCAGUGGGCCUCGAGAAGACAAACAGUUCCCCGGGCCAGCGCCUUCUGUGAGCUGUUGACAUCUAUAUCGGAAGACCAGGAAUGCGCCGACGCCGCCCACAAGUUUCUCUUGGACGAGUCAUUACCUACUUCGACAAGAGGUCGACGUAAUCCUUCCAUGAAUUACCAACAAAUGUUUGCUGAACUCGAGCUUUACUCGCACAAAGUUCACGAGCGCGCGACCACCACUCAAUUGCCAAACAGGCGGAAAGUUCUUCCCACCGACAUGAACGAGCUGGAAAGCCCAGUGAUGUUGUCUUGUUAUCUCCGUCUCCUAGCCCAUCUCAGCCGGCAACAUCGUGGGACUCGCACUUACAUCCUUGAGACCGUCACACCACCAUUUCCGCAAUCUUUGCUGCUCCUCAGUUCUGGCUCGGUGCCCAGUUAUUUGAGAGCCAGCGUCUUUACGACCCUGGACGCUCUCUUGACUGACAAAUCUGUGCAAACGGCGACCACACUAUGGCGGACUCUGGAUUUGUGGGCUUCGGAUGGUCAUGAGAUCGUUCGAUCGACCCUCAGCAAAGCGGCUCAGCCUCCGAAACCCACUCUCCUGGAUCUUCAAAACACGCUUAACUCGAUCGGGCUAUCGUUCGACCAGUAUGACGCUUUUGUGGUCCUUCUCCGUGGUCUGAUUACCCCCGUACCGUCCAUUAGUUUGGGUACCGACCGGCUGGCUUUUCCUGGGGACCUGGGAUCAUCUUACAGAAGCCCUGGAAUUGGUCCCUAUAUCGACUUCGUCUGUGGCCAGAUCUUUGUCAAGCGCAUUCCGGAAGUUGGGGACGAGUUACAGCGAUCAAUUUGUUCGUUUCACUGCUUGGACUUUGUGGCUGUUGGUCUCGCGGGAUUCAAUGAAGACUACGUGGCCAUGCUCGAGCGAUCACGCACUCAACGCGAUGCUCUCCAGGACGCGCCGAUAGCUGCAUCGUAUGCUCAACAGGGUCCGUUUGCCCGUCUCAUGCAGUGGAUACUCAGCACUGACAUGAACAAGGCAUUGAUGGAGUCCUUGCGUGUGCCUGUAGAGUCCGUGGAAGCAGCUCUACCAGAUUCACCUCUGCUCCUUGGCUUGCAAAGAUCAAUCGAUAUUAUCAAUCGUGUCCUAGACCUACAACCGACUUAUUUUGAUAUCGUCAGGCCGUUGAUUCAGUCGCAAUCAGCCCAAGAAGACGGCCUGGCCCGGUCGAGUAUUAAUUCGAUUGAAGACAGCUUGGUUGCGCAUCCCGAGGUCGUGCUAAACCUAUGUCAGUUUGCCGCUACCAGCCACGCCGAGCUUGCCCUUCGCUCUCUGGUUCUCCUGCAGAAACUGUCAGGCUCCGCGAAGCUCAACAAUCACUUCUUGACGAAUGGAGCUGCUCUUGGUCGUACGAGACGAAUUGUUGAUAUGCUGGGUCCAAAUGCCAGCUUUGAACUAGAACCCAUCUCGAAAAAUUUGUCGUCCAGACUACAAUUCGAUAUCCGAGAGCUCGAGGAUGGUUUUGAAUCAGUGAGCUAUCUAAUCAAGGACGGCAUAUUGGCCUUUUUCAAUUCUUGCCUGGAAACACAACCAGAUCUUCCCAACAUCGCCCAUCUGCUUCUCGGGUUCCACAGACUGGGCGAGCGCCUCACCAUUUCAAACUCCAUUGACGCAGGUACUUCUGUAUUCAAUUCGGUCGUCAAUCUGGUACAGAGCUAUCCUGACGACGAAGACGGAGUGAUGUCAUCCUGGCUAAUCCAUGUCAAAGCUGCAGCUCUGCAAGUUUUGAGACAUCUUUGGUCGUCGCCUUUGUCGUCCAGCAUUGUUGCGGGCCAGCUUCGCAGACUACAGUUCCUGCCAUCUCAGUAUUUGAGCCAACCUAUUGUAUCCCAGCAAACCAUUUGGGACGGUAAUCCGGUCCUUCAUCCUGCUUUCUGGUAUAGCACAUCUGCAGAGGCUCUUGCCGAAUUUCUUACUUUCCGAGCCUCUUUUUACAACUACACCGGAUCUGAGUUACGAGCGGCUUUGAACGAUGGGCUGUCAACAGCCCUGAGACAGACCCUGUCGACUCUGCAGGGGAAAACCACCGAUCUUGACGGUACUCUCAUAACAAAUCCUGAUAUUUUUGCCUUCUUUGACUUCCUGGAGCUUGAUUUGUCUGGCUCAUUUGACUUGGAUCUUGAGUUCUACCGUGGGGUCGACUUCCAGGCGUACCUGAUUGAAGCGUCAGAAGGAAUGCCUAAUCUCUACGAUCUCAAUCUUAUACGCGAAUAUCUGAAUGCCUUCCGAGUCGGCUUUAUGCAAAAGCAAACAGAGUCUCCGGGUAGCAGCAAGGUUGACGAGCAGAUCGUCAUUGCCGAGGCCGAUGGCAUCCUCGCCACCUUGGAAGCCCAAAAUCGGUCCAUCGUUGCUCACAAGGCCAGAGGAGAUGCUCUACAUGAGUAUGUGGAAAUGGUCAUAUCCGUUAUUGACUGCUGCUCCAUGGACCCGCCAACGAAAUCACAGUUCAUUUUGCACAUGCUCCAGAUCAUGUUGCCCAAGCUCGACGCUUUCAUUGCUGAUGAAUCUGAAGAGGUGAUGGAACUCGCUAGAGCGGCUGAUGCUCUACUCUUUUCACUUUCCGAAACAUCACCGACAAACACGCACAUGGAUAACCUCAUCACCGAGAAACUAUUUCAGCUCUUCCGCGCCUCGAUCGAAGGAAUCCCAGGUUCCAGCUCGAGCACGGGCCUCAGGACAGUCCUUUACCGGAUCUGUUCGCAAUAUCUGAUCCGAAUCACUGCGUCCGACGGCAAUGGUUCAGCUGCAAAUGCAAAAUCUCGAAGAAACAGCAUGGACUGUAUCCGCUCGACUAGUCAACGGCUUGUCCAAAUCCUGUGCGACGAUGCCGAGGAGGGCGUCGACGCCUGUCGGUUAAAUGCACUCAAUCUUCUGUCGCUCCUGGCGUCGCUUGCGCGAACCGAAAAGUCAAACUUCAUCCUCAAUUCACUCGUCAAAGCCAACGUGUUAGAGACUCUGAUCGAACCUUUGAAGCACGUUGCAUCUGAGUUUCAGGACUCGGAACCAGCUCACCGACCUUACCUCCUAUCGAUCUUCGAGUCGCGCAUGCUUCUCCUCCUCCAAAUCUCCCGUACGCCUGACGGCGCAAGAGCACUUCUCGAUGCUGGGCUCAUGCCCGCGUCGCGUGACUCGCUCCUCUUCCGUGCAGACCCAGAUCUCGGCAUCUCGACCCCAAUAUCACAGAGUAAUGACGCAGAGCCCUCGGCCAUAGCUCCUGUGGACACAUCAGCCGAAUCUAUCGCUUCCGCAUUACACACAUACUACGUCCUCCUAUCCUCAACACUGCGCGUGCUCCUCUCCACCUUUCUUUCUCGCGGUGCCCAAAAUGAGCAGAUCCAAUACAUCGCCCGCACUUUCCUGACGGACUACCGCGCGAACAUGGUGGGUGUAUUCAAGAAGUUUGCCGGUGUGAAUGGCAAGACCGACGACAGUCUUCGCCCCCUCGUCGCCGAAUGCGUUAGAUGUUAUACGGGCCUCGUCACAUUUUGUGGAUUUGUCGACUUCGAAGACGCAUCCACCUUAUCUAGCGCGCCGUACGGGGUUUUCUCAUGA